Molecule: messenger RNA, 992 nt
Organism: Camellia sinensis
Lineage: Eukaryota; Viridiplantae; Streptophyta; Magnoliopsida; Ericales; Theaceae
Source: RefSeq, a predicted model, not a curated record
AAAAAAAACAAAAAACAACUUCUUUUGGAGGCGAAUUCGCGCCCCUCUUUUCGAGGCCUGUAGCACGGUUUUGAAAAAAAUUAGCCUAAUGGAGGAAUAAAGUGUUGGAAAUGCCAGGGAAAUGAGCCAGCUAAGCGACAGAUCAAUGGAUCCAGAAAUAGAUUCUCGGACUUAUCUAUCAUCAUCGUCUGAUACAUCUGAUACAUCGGAUGAUGAUGAUAAUGAGGUAUUUAGUCUUUCUAAAUUGUUUGGGUAUGACGAAGAACUAAAACGUAUUCCUCCAGUUGCACCACGGUGUGAUACACAUGAUGGUGAUAAUUAUGAUUAUGAUUAUGAUGAUGACCGUGAUAUGACUGAGGAUGAAUACCGGGUCUACAAGGAUCAAGUUUUGAAGAGCGACGGAUUUGAUGUAGCGAACAUACCUGGUGUCAAUGAGUUCCAUCAAAUUCUUCCAAUGGACAUUACCUACAACACUAAACAUUACGAAUGGUAUUCGCAGCUUGCAGUUGAUGAAUACAACCGUCGCUUCAAGGACACAAAUAAAGAGUUGGAGUUUGUGAAGGUUUUGAAGGCAAUGUCUCAGGCUGCCUGUGUACUCAGGUUUUAUAUGACCUUCAGCGCCAAGGAUCUUGCUGAUGGAGGCAAUAUUAAGACAUAUCAAGCUGUGGUGCUAUUGGGGGUAGGUUCUAAGAUGUCAGUGUUAUCUUUCAGGCUCAAACCUCCUGCGGAUGAACAAGAAGGUUCAGACAGUCAUGGGAAAGAAUGGUUCUGGAAAGAAGACAACCUUUGCAAUGGUGGUUGUGUUGGAGAUUGAGUAGGUUGCAUCCUUAUGGAGUUCAUGAAGGUUGUUGGGCUUAUGUAAUACAUGAGCUAAUUGAAUGACAACUGCUAUUGGCUUUUGCCAAUUUUAUUGUGUUUUUUUGGUUUUUUCGUCCUUUGUGUAGACAACUGAAUUUCAUUAAAAUGAAACUAAACAAUGGAUUUUUGUGGCC